Knipowitschia caucasica is the source of this 873-nucleotide messenger RNA. The record is from the annotation of a GenBank genome assembly. NCBI's taxonomy places the organism in Eukaryota, Metazoa, Chordata, Actinopteri, Gobiiformes, Gobiidae.
AUGGUCUCCUGGAUUAUCUCCAGACUUGUGGUACUUGUGUUCGGCACAUUGUAUCCUGCAUAUUCCUCUUAUAAAGCUGUGAAGUCGAAAGAUGUCAAAGAAUAUGUAAAGUGGAUGAUGUAUUGGAUAAUAUAUGCCCUAUUCACAACUGUAGAAGCCUUCACGGAUAUAUUUGUAUGUUGGCUUCCUUUCUACUAUGAGCUGAAGAUCGCUUUUGUGGUGUGGCUGCUGUCCCCGUACACAAAAGGUUCCAGCGUGUUGUACAGGAAGUUUGUUCAUCCAACGCUUUCCUCCAAAGAAAAGGACAUUGAUGAUUACAUCUGUCAAGCAAAGGACAAGAGCUAUGACACACUGGUGCACUUUGGGAGGAAAGGACUCAAUGUAGCGGCCACAGCAGCAGUCAUGGCUGCCACUAAGAGCCAGGGCGUGCUAUCGGACAGACUCAGGAGUUUCAGCAUGCACGACCUCUCCGCACUCCAGACAGACGAUCCUCCACACUCCUCCCCCACGCCGCCCACAGCGUCCCAGCAGCGGAGCAGACCCAUGAUGCGCAGCAAGUCGGAGAGUCAGAAAGGACAGGAGGAGGAUAUGGACUAUGAGCUGCUGGAUCUGUGGAGGUCCAAAGAGCUUCCACACAGUGACCCCCAGAUCUUCUCCCUCAGCCCCCAGUCCUCUGCCCGCUCCACCCCCUCCCCGCCCCCCUCCCCUUCUGCACCUGAGCCCCCCCAGGAGCCGGCCACAGAGCUCCCUGAAGCCUCUAGUUCCCCACAGCUCAGGCUCAGUAGGAGGAAGGCCCCAGAGCCUCCUCUUAGAACGCUGAGACCCCUGACCAGAUCCAGGAGUGCCCUUUCCUCCCACAAUGAAGCCAUUUGA